CUCUGCAGACGAAGAACAGAACUCAACCAUGAGGGAGAAGAGUGGAGCUUUUCCUGCAUGGAAAGUGCUUCUCUUUGGGAUGUGUGUGCUGCUGCUCCUGUGCUCAGCAGGUUUAGUGUUUCUGCUGGUUCGACAGAAAGAGCUGACGGGGGAGCUUGGCAGGCUGGACGCCCAGGUGCAGGUGCUGUGGCAGAGCUGCAUGCUGCAGGGUGGAAUCAAGCCCACGGAGCACGGGGAGACUGGAUGGGAGAAGGAGCUCCUUCGCAACAAGAGAAACCUGGAGGGAGAGAUGACACAAAGCCAAGAAGAGAAGGACAUGCUGAUGCUGAUGACCUACUCUAUGGUCCCUAUCAAAACCUUCAUGGAUCUGUGUAACAGCUCCAGAGGAAUUUGUUUAACAGGCCCACCUGGACCACCAGGUUUGCAAGGUAGACCUGGUUUACCAGGACUGCAGGGUGUGCCCGGGCCUGAGGGGAGACGAGGGAGGAAAGGACCCCCUGGUGAAAAAGGAGAACGUGGACCUAAAGGAGACCCUGGGCCUCUGCGACUGAAAGGCGAGACCUAUAAUGACAUUCUCAUUGAGGGUCCUCCUGGUCCGAGAGGUCCACCUGGCCCACCUGGCCCAGCCUGCCCUGCUUUGUACUGUCAAGAAGCGAGACAGAAGACUGCCAGAGAAAAAAUCCAUCAGACCGACAUGUCGCAGGAUUCAUCUACUUCUCCCGGCACAGAGAACUUCAAUAAAACUGACACAGAGAGCACCAGAAACUUGGCAACUAUAAAGACUGUGUCACAAACUACACUUCCAUCUGCAAACAAAACAGAUCUACUGUACGUGACUGACUCUGAAGAACUUCCAGAAACCACCAUCGGAAGCUCAGAAACUGUGUCGAUUCCUGCAGAGAAUAUUAACAUCACCAUGAAUCACUCCAACACAGACAAUGUUACAGAGACACCAAUAACAUUUUUAACAGCCCUUCUACCUCCAGACCUGAGUGAAAGCAGUCAAACCUCAGAUGGCAGCAGAAACAACAAGGACAUGAGAAGAGAGUCAGUGUCACCUGGUUCGGACUACAGACACAACACAGGGAUUAAAACCAGCACUGGCAGUCUAACAGAGGCAUCUCUAAGUUUAUUACCAGUGUUACCAACGCCCAAUCCAGCUCAUACAGCCAGAGGUGGUUUUGAUGUCAGUGGCUCUGAGAAUCUUCAAGACACUCACAAAGAAUCUGAAUCUGUCCCUCGCCAUAAAGAUGACGACCAUGACACUCUGAGGGACUCCAGCAGAGUAAAGGGGACACCAGGAAGCUUUAUGACAGCUACAGUGUCUGCUGACAAAAACAGUGAUGCCUUCAGUAAGAGUGGAACUGUUAUCGAUAGACACGUGAAAAGUGACUCUCGAAAUUCAUUCAAGGACAGAAAAAGGCCCAAGACAGGCGGCAACAAAAAAAGGGCAAAAACUGUCGUUUCUGCAGUGUCACCAUCACACAGUACAAUGGACAUCGUCAGAGAUGUUUCUACUGUCACUGAGUCCAUGACACUUCUUCAUGCCAAAGAGGAAUCAGUGUCAUCUGGCAAAGAAGACAGCAACGAAGACCUGAAUGAGUCCAGCACAGUAGAUGAUGCAAAGUCAUGGAUGAGAUUAUUAAGAGAGUCACUUUCUGCUUUCAUAAAAGUUGAAGCAUUUAAUAACAGUGGAACCUCUGAAGACACCACGACAAAGAGUGACUUUACAGAUUCACCCAACAUCAACCAUGAACCGAAAUUUCCCACUAACAACAGAUGGACAGCAACUGUAUCACCAACAACACAUCCAGCCAAUGACAGAAGAGAUACAUUCAGUUUUACAGACUCUAGUAAAUUUACAGAAUCAACCAUGGGAUCUGCAGAGAUACCGAUGGUUCAUCAAGAGAACAACGACGACUACAUCUUGAAUGACUCUAACACAAAAAAUGUCACAGAGACACCAAUCAAACUAAUCACAGGAAUUCUACCUCCAGUCAUGACUGAAAAGAGUGACACCUUCGAUGGCAGUGGAAAGAUCUCUGAUACACCCAUAAAAAGAGAAUCUGUCCCUCGCCGUAAAGAUGACAACCAUGACACCCUGAGUGACUCCAGCAGAGUAACAGGGACACCAGGAAGCUUUAUGACAGCUACAGUGUCUGCUGACAAAAACAGUGAUGCCUUCAGUAAGAGUGGAACUGUUAUCGAUAGACGCGUGAAAAGUGAGUCUCCCAAAGACAAAAGUAACAACACCUCAAACGUUACCAAACGAGAGAAAACUACAGAGGCAUCAAGUCAAGCAUCAACAGUCUCACUUUCUGUGGGCUCGGCUCAAAAGAAUGAUGCAUUCAAUAACAGCGGGAAUAUUAUCAACACAGCCAUGUCAAGUGAUAAUUUACAUCAACUCCAGUUGAAUAAUAAGACCAAUACAACAACCAAUGAGGGAUGGACAAAAGCAGUAUCACCAACAACACAUCCAGCCAAUGACAGAAGAGAUACAUUCAGUUUUACGGACUCUAGUAAAUUUACAGAAUCAACCAUGGGAUCUGAGUGCAGUAUUAAAUCUAUCAGAUGUUCGGAGAAAGCCACAGAGAUGCAGAGUACGUUUGGAGCCUGGAUGUCAGAUGCAUCUGAGCUGGAUGGAGGUCGAUACUGGCUGGCCGAUCAUUUUUCAGGUCGGCUUUUAAUGGAGUACAGGGAUGUUUCCACUUUUCCAAAGACAAGCGACAGAAACAUAGACCUCAAGAAGUUUUACCAGGGCUGUGGUCAUGUUGUUUACAAACGGAAAUUCUACUUUCACAACGCAGGAACGAACAGACUGAUAAAGUUUGACCUGAACACCAGGAGAACACAGACUCUGAUCAUGGCAAACAGCAGAUACAACAACCUGACAUAUCUUCUCCGCAACUCAAAGACAUACUUCAAGUUUGCUGUGGAUGACAACGGGCUCUGGGUCAUUUUCGCAUCAAGCACAGAUGAUAACACGAUGGUGGCGAAGCUUGACCCUGACACGUUCACUGUGGAGUCAGUCAUUAACACUCACUACCCCACAGCUAAAGCAGGAAAUGCUUUCAUUGUAUGUGGGUUGCUGUAUUUCACAGACGUCAGCGACAGGACGGUGACGUACGCCUUUGACUUACUGAACAAAAGUCCCCAGGAUGCAAGUUUUGAGUUGAGACCUGCUGAUGGCAUCUUGACUAUGCUGUCGUAUUAUCCCAACAAAAAGCUUUUGUACAUGUGGGACAACAGCAGCGUGAAAACCUGCAAAGUGAAACUCAAAGUGCACUGAAACAAAAUAACCACAAAAAUGUAAAAUGAGCAACAGAACAUUUUUAUUACCUCAGUUUGUGAGAAUGUCUUGACACAGUGACCUGAUUUUUCAAAAAGGAGGAGCUCCUGGUAGAGGUUUAACCGGCCAGGCUGGUAACUGUUUGCAUAAUUGUCUGUACUAUUUGUUAGAUCACACAUGACUGAUGACUUAAUUUGAUGUUAACACAAUGUUGGUUUUAUACAGCAUGUAUUUAUGAAUGGUCCUGGGGAAUUGAGUCACUGAAUUACAAAUAUUUUGUUGAGAUUAUCAAAACCACAUAAAUAAAAGUCUAAACAUAUUUCUCUUAUGAGGCAUAUGUUUUAGAAGAAAUAUGUAAAAAAAAUGGAUGCAUGCCUGUGGGGAUUUACUUUAUCUUACUAGUUGUAAUGCAAUGUUUUUUUAUGCUACGUCAGCUACUGGAGGUAAGGAACUACAAGAGCAAAGUUGUCCCCUGAAGGCAACACUUCAAAACCUCUUCAAAGAUUGUUUUCUGUCCCACUGCUUGGGCUCAGAGUAGACAAACAGAAACACUUGCACACUGAAAAAGCAGAACGACUGCCUGCAGAAAAAGCCAAAGCCGGAUUACCUUGUGGACAAAGUCUGCAUAGUUGGAGCCUCAGAUCCCAAGUGAGCUCAAAAAACCCCAGGAGGCUCUUUUUUUCCAGGUUAAAGGUGACAGCAAUAUAAACCAGAGAAGCUUCUGAAUUAGCCUAUCUUAGAAACGGAGGUUGGCACACUUUUCCCACGGGUGACAUAACAGAAGAACUGCAAUCAACUUUUGAUAAACGCACAUUUCAUCUGUGUUUUUCAUCAAGCAAGGUCCCAUGCAGGACACCUCAGACCCCCUCUCUCCAGACACGACAUUACUUAAGUUUUUUUUUGACUAGACUUGAUAUUUAAAGGUAAUUGGGUGAUUUUGCAAGCCAUGACUCCUGUUGUAACAGUGCACUUUAAGGUAGACAUGGACUAGGGUUCCAUCCUCUAUCACUGUAUAAACGAUGAUGAGCUUUAGUGAUCACGGUGAUGA
Molecule: messenger RNA, 4337 nt
Organism: Notolabrus celidotus (New Zealand spotty)
Lineage: Eukaryota; Metazoa; Chordata; Actinopteri; Labriformes; Labridae
Product: serine-rich adhesin for platelets-like
Exons: 31
Coding region: 29-3289 (1086 amino acids)
Biological process (GO): signal transduction
Cellular component (GO): cell surface
Source: RefSeq, a predicted model, not a curated record